Molecule: messenger RNA, 522 nt
Organism: Peronospora farinosa
Lineage: Eukaryota; Oomycota; Peronosporomycetes; Peronosporales; Peronosporaceae
Source: the annotation of a GenBank genome assembly
AUGGAGAACCGCGUAGCGACUCGAGUUGGCGGUGUGUCAAACCUCCCACGAGUCGGAGGUGUGGCUGAUGACAACGAUGAAGAUAACGAGAAGGUCUACUAUGGUUUUGGUGUGUUUAUGGGACUACCAUUGGCCGAUUUGAAGGCUAUGAAGGACGACUUUGUGGAGCAGCAGGCGCUAACUGGUGGUCCCCCGCUGCGACGUGCGUUACAGCCAUCGACCAUUCUGGACAACCGUACGCAUUGCGUGGAGAGUGAUGAGAAUGGCCAUGACCAUCAGGGAGACGUGCACAUGGCACCACCUCAUGCGCUGCAGCAGCAGCAGCAGCACCAUUUGAAGGGCUACGAGCGUCAGCAUGACGAGGGUCAACAGAGAGACUACAUGGGCGAAGGAAGAUCUAGAUUUGCCCAUGAGCCACCUAGUGAUGAACAGGGUGGUGAGGAUGACGAUGCUGAUGCCAAUAGCGACGGCUCGGACGAUUUUGGCAACAAGUCGCACUCGCUUAACUUUAUUCUGCACUAA